Lucilia sericata (common green bottle fly) is the source of this 7412-nucleotide messenger RNA. RefSeq names its product protein sprouty (gene sty). The transcript is spliced from 2 exons. NCBI's taxonomy places the organism in Eukaryota, Metazoa, Arthropoda, Insecta, Diptera, Calliphoridae. Gene Ontology annotation, biological process: negative regulation of MAP kinase activity; negative regulation of fibroblast growth factor receptor signaling pathway; animal organ development. The coding region runs from base 3412 to 5388 and encodes 658 amino acids. The record is from RefSeq and is a predicted model, not a curated record. Gene Ontology annotation, cellular component: membrane; cytosol.
CGAAUCAGUCGUUUUUCAUAUUUCCUCCAAAGCGGACGGAGUACAAAAAAGUGCGUAUAAACGUACGUUUGGUGUUUUUUUAUUUUCACAAUAUUCUUAUAACAUUUACACAUAGAUACACAAACAUACACACGCACGCGAACACACUCUAUAUGCAUACAUUCAAACAUACAUACAUAUACUCCCGAUAUACAAACAAACGUACCUAUGUAUAUAGUUACAAAGAUACUUUUGUCACAUUUUUACCUUUUUGGAUUUCCUAUUAAAUUUUCACAAAAACGUCUAUAAGUGAGGACGGUUCGUGCUCUUUAAAUUUCAAUUACAACAGCAACAAAACAUCUAAAGAACAUUGGAAAAAUCGGAAAACAAACAACAACAAAACAGCAGCAACUACAUUAAGAUUGUAACAACAACAACAAUAAGAAAAGUUGACAAUCAGCAGACACGUACAUAAGAACGACCUUAUCGAACUGUGUGCAGAAAGAACGACGUUGAAAUUCAUUCAUUGAAAUUUUUUCGCAAAUGAAUUAGUAGUUGCUGUCUUUGUUAUUUUCGCAUUCGUCGUCGAUGUAUUCGCCUCGCCGCAUUCGUAUAUAGAAUAAAUAAACGACUAAGAAAAAAAAACUUGAAUCAAAAAAAUUUAGAAUGAAAGAAACGAAGAAACUAAAAAAAAAACUGAAUGAAUUUAAAAAGUGUGAAUCAAUUUGAAAAUAACUAAGUAUGUGCAUAAAGAAAUUAAAUAAUUGAAAAUUUCUAACAAUAAUAAAAACUAAAAAAGAAAAUAAUAAAGAAUAACUAAAAGUAUUAAUAAAUAAUUAAAUUAUGAGUAAUGAGUACUUUUUGUUAAAGUUUUCAAUAAAUUAAAUGUUUAAAAAAGGGGUAGGGGGAUUUGUUUAAAUAUUUUAUUUAAUUGAAAAAAAGAACUAACUGAAAAAAUGGGCAAAAGACCAACGUCAUCGAUAAACACGGCGAAAAAAAUAGAGAACAGACAAACAAAUAAUUGAAUAUCUUACAAAUAAAUCAUAAAUAUAAACGAAUUUAAAAAAGAAAAUAAAUGAUCUUUUAGCUAAACGCUCUCUUUUACUAAUAGUUCAUUCAGAUUACAAACUCUCUCUCUCCCACUCUCUCUCUCUCGUACACACACACACCUACAAACUAAAGCAGGAAAAUAUAAUUAACGGCGAAUUUAUCUUAACGUGUUAAACGAAAAGAUCCCUAACUAAUAAUCAUACGCUCCCGAACACUCUUGAAAUCUACUUAUGUAAAUGUAAUGGUGUGUAUGUGUGUGUUGAUUCUCUCUCAUUUAAUUUUAACUCUCUUUCCUCGCCCAAUUUGACUACUAAAUUGUACUUUAAGGCACCGUGACUCGCGUGAGAGUGGCACGCAUGCAACAAACCACCUCGACAGACAUUAGUUCGAGGUAGACAGUGCGCGAUACACAACCACUUGGAUUUAUUUCGCUUGAAAGCGUUUCUAACAAACUGUCUCGUACCAUCGAUCGAUCCGUCGCGGGGCUGACUAACAACAACUACACAAGAAAGCAAAAUAAAAAAAAAUCAAACAAAUAAAUAAAAUUAUAAAGAAAGAAAUACCGAAUGAGUGUGCGUGUCCAUAUUAAAAUCGAGUAUAUAUCCGCCUCUGUACGUUCGCCAAGAAAACGUUUUAAACUAACAGCAACAACAACAAAAAGUGACCACACGUUUAGGCCUUAAUUUCUUUUAAAUGUAAUUUAUUUAUAAAAUAUAAAUCCUGCUUAUUUUAACGAUCCGACGAUAACACUUUUAAGCAACGACUCAUUCAGUUUUUAAAGCAAAUGUUAUUAAACGAAAUUUAAAGAAAAAUAACGAAAAGUAUUUAGUGCCUAAAAAUAUAAUAAUAACAACAACAGCAUACAAAAAAAAUCAAACAAAUCUUUUCUCAAAUCUUCUGCUAAAAUACAAAAAUUAAACAAAAAAUAUUUUUUUUUUUUUUUUUCAAAAAUUUAUAAAAAAAAAAGUAUUAUCAAAAAGAAAUAAUAAUAAAAAGAGAAGAGGAAGAAAAUAAUUCAAAUAAAAUAAAAUGAAAUUGUGUGAAUUAAGUGUAUACACGUCUACAAAUACCAAUACAACAAAUACAACUACAAAUACAAAACGUAGCUAUAAUAAAUGUAUGUCUAAAACAAAAUCUUCAACAUCAUCGUUGUUGUUUUCAAACUCUUCGUUGUCGUCGUCUUCUUCAUCAUCAUCAUCAACAUCCUCAUCAUCAUCGUUGUAGUCGUCGUCAUCGUCGUCACCGAUGUUGUGUUUAUAUAAAUGUAUAUAUUGAAAAUAAUUUAUGAAUGAAUUAAAGAAAGAAGAAAAAAAAUAUUCAGCAAAUCAACAACAACAACAACAACACCGUCUCAUUAUCAUAAAUAUGUAGUAGUAUGUUUAAAUAACAAAUAAUUAAACAAAAUCGUUUUAAAUUUGCAAAUUUCUAUUAAAAUUUUUAUAAGAAUUUAAUACAAAAAAAAUAAUUAUACACAAUUUAAAAAAAAAGAAAUUAUUAAAGAAAAAGAAAUAGAAAAAAGUGCAACUGUGUGUUAAAUCCAAAAAAAACAUAAAUUAUUUCUUCAUACAUACUUCUUACUCAUAGUUAUACACAAACAACAACAACAAAUAAACAUCAUAAAAACAUACAUUUAUAAAUAAUACAUACAACAGCAACAAAAACAAAAACAACAACAUCUAAUAGUAAAAGAAAAGUAAAAUACUUAAAAACCUAUCUAUGUUUGUUUGAAUGUAUGAAAUGUAAGUUUUUCUUUACAUAAAUAUCUGCUAGAUAGAUGUAUGUAUAUGAAUCUUAAAUAAGAAACCAACAAAAUUAAAAACAACAACAACCAGCAGCAGCAACAGCGGCAUAUUCAACCAUCUGUCAUUUCCUGUCUGGAUUUUGUGUGUAUGCCUGUGUGUGUGUGUGGAUUAUUACAACAAGUUAAACACUAUAAAAGAUUUAAAUGAGUUUUACUAUUUCUGUGAAACAACAACAAAAACAUCAUUAAUUUUCUUUUUUUUCACUUCUUCUUUGACUACGAUUCAAUUUGAUUUGAUUCGAUUUAAAUCAUUGUGGAAUCUAAACAAUUCAAAAUUUAAAUACAUACAACAACAGACCACAAAAAACAACAACAAAAGAAUUAAGGAUUAUUUUAAAAUCUUCCACAAAACGGCAUCGAACGAAUUUUUAUGUUAAUUAUAUUGGAUUGCUUUUUAAAAACAAUAAAGCGAUCAAAUUAUUGGUGGACGCAACAAAAAAUCUACAUAAUUGAUCGAAAUCUUCUUAGGUAAUUGAAGAGUACGAAUUUCAAAGCUCUGUUAAGAGGAUGAGGAAAACUGAUGAUCCCCGGAGAAGAUAUCGAGGGGAUUGAGGUUUUAAACAUAAUUACUUAAACGCUACAUGGAUCGCAGAAAUGGCGGCGAUCCCUUGGCGCCUCCCCGGCCCCCUAAAUUGUUACCUAAAGUCCAUCGUCCUAGAGCUCCCGAGCCGGAGAUGAUGAGCGCAGUGUCUCAAACAACUUCACAGACAACACCAGUAGCAACAGCAGCAGCAGGCGUAGCAGUAACAAACGUAGUGAACACACCUCAAUGUACAAACCAAUCAGAUUUAAGUAGAAAUAAUAAUUUGAAUCAGUCGCAUCAUUUAAGUAGUAGUAUUAAUAGCACAUCGUCGUUGUGGUCCUCUUCAGUGGCGAAUACAGCGUCAACAAUUCCAACGACAACGACGAGUCCACCAGCAACGACACCCUUAGUUGCCAACAACAUUAGAUACAAUAGGGUCAGUUAUAAUAAUAAUCAUAUUGGAAACAUUGAUGUUGUUACCCAACAGCCCACACAAUUUGACGAUUAUCAAAUACAUCAUUUAACUUUCCUACCACAAAGACCCUGUAAUCUAAGCCGAAACAACAGUCACGUUAGCUCAUCAUCGUCCUCAUCUUCGGUUACAGUUUCGAAUAGUUUUACGAGACGUCGACCUCCACCGCCAACACCUGGGGGCGCUGGCUCGGCAGUACCGCUACUUACCAUUAGUGGCAACAAUAACAACAAUAAUAAUUUCCUUAAUCAUUUCCAUAGUGCAGAACCGGUACCAACAUCUCCCGUCACACUGGCGCAACCGCGACCCGAAUCCGAACGGCUCGCCAAUGAGUAUGUGGACACUCCAUUGCGAACGGCCCAACAGCUGCAGAAUGCGACACGAAUGCAACAUCCGGCCGGUCAACAUGACAACGGUCAGACGACGACGCAUCACCUGCUGUUGUUGCCACAGCGUGAACUACGCCAACAGCAGCAACAACAGAGCCAAAGCCAUCAGCACUUACAUCGACUUGCCGGAACUGCUGGUUCAGCGAACGCAACGAUGGGUAUUGAUGGCACUGACGGUCUUUUACAUUCGCAGCACCACCACCACAACAUCCACAAUCACCAAACCCAUCAUCAACUUCACAAUCCCAAAGCGUCAACAAAACCUGCAACGGUGACGGAGAAGCUAUCUCCGAAACCAGAAACGAGGGGAUUUCUAGCGCCUGGUAUACAACCCAUAAAUCAACCUAUCACCAAACAACCCGCCUUAUCAAACACCGACAACGCUUGCAAGUUUGCGAAGGAACUACCCGCUCUCGACGAGUUGCUCGACAUACACAACAUUGCAACCGGUAUAUCAACGCCGCAGGGCAUGGUCUCCGCUGUCAAUGGAGCCAGUCCUUUGGGUACACCAAUUGUCAUUGGUAGCAGCGAUGCCCCGUCAUCACUCAAUCCAAUCACUUGCCCUCGCUGUGAUCGCUGCCGUUGUGAACAGUGUCAGAGUCCGAGACCGCUGCCUCAAACAUGGGUCUGUAACAAGACCUGUCUCUGCAGUGCCGAGUCCAUAAUAGACUAUGCAUCCUGUUUAUGCUGUGCUAAAGCGCUUUUCUACCACUGUGCCCGCGACAACGACAUGGACUGUGACGAUAGUUCCGGUACACCCUGUGUCGAUAACCCCUGCUCGUGUGGACCCUACAAACGCACUCAAAGAUGGGGUUGGUUGGGCGCUCUAUCACUCGUCCUACCAUGCCUGUGGUGUUAUUGGCCCAUGCGAGGCUGUGUGGCAAUGUGUGAGAAAUGCUAUGGCAAAUUCGCGAAGCGAGGUUGUCGCUGUCAACAAAUUGGCUCCACAUCCAGCAUGUUUCCCAUUACAUCAGCCGCUAAUGGUGCAAACAUUGUCGUUCUAAGCAAUGGUACUGGUCUGCAAAGCAACUCAAAUGGCACAACCAAAUCAUCAGCAACUAGCGGUAAUCACCAUCAUAUUCACCAUAAUGACUGCAGUACUACAAGUAGAAUCCUGCGCAAAGGCGACCUAACGCCAGAAAAAAGAUUACUAGACUCCAGUCCCGAGUAUUAGAACAAUGUCUGAAAUUCUGCUAAAUUCUAUAGUAAAAUUUGUGUGCCUGGAGGAGUGCAAGCCGACGUUCACACAUUUCAAAAUAAAAGGUGGUGUUUUGAAGAUUUUUUAAGUGCGAAAAGUUUUAAAUAAAUUAUGUUAAAAAUUCAAAGCAUUUAUGAUGUAAAUAAUGUACAUGUUUAUAUAUUAAUUAAUUAAUAAUAAAGUAAAAUAAAUUUAAUUAAAGACAAAACUAAAUUAACUCAAAAUAAUGUAUGUAUUUAGAUAAAAUCUCACGCUACUACAACUUUCAAUUAUUAUUAUUUCAAAAAUAAUAAUAAUGAGCAAAAUAACUAAUGCGUCUAAAAAAAGAAGAUAUAAGAAAUUUAAUAAGUAAAUUAUUCUAAUUGUAAUUGUAAUGUAUUAACAAACCAACAACUUAAGUAAUAAUGAUAAUGAUCUAUUUAACGGAAUGUAUCUAUAAGAUGAACCGUUUAUUUAGAUUUUGAAAAUGUUUUGCCAUUUUGUUAACAUUUUUCCAUAAGUGUUUUUAACUGAAAAUGGCCAAGUGUAGAAAACAUACAAAUUAAAUACCAAAUUCUUUUUUUUUAAACUUCAACACCACCACCAACAACUACAACACUUACAUACAUACAUAAAUACAUACUUACAUGCAUACAAACAUAAAAACACAUACACUCACACUUACACACGCAUACUACCACAAAACGAUUAAGAUAAAUACCAAUACAUAUUAAUUAAAAAUAAAUUUAAAAUAAAAACACAAUUAACUAAAACUAAUAAAGAAGAAAAAAAAACAAAAACAAAAGUACGAAAUUAGCAAGAGAAAUUAAUGUAAAACUAAAAUUAAAAAAUUAAUAAUGAAAAACAAAAAAAAAACUAAACUGAAACUAAUAUUAUUAUAAUUAUUAUACAUACAAACAAACAUAUUACAUACUACGAGUAUAAUGUACUACAUACAUACUAUACGAUACUAUCUAUUAGCUAUUUUAUGUAUGAAAAAAAAAAAUAUUUAAAAGAAAAAAAUAUAUAAAAUAAAUUUUAAAAAAUAAUAACCAAAGACUGCAAACAGAUAAUUAUUAAUAAUUAGAAAUGUUAAAAAAAGAAACUAAAAACAAAAUAUAUACAUACACAGAUACAUACAUACGAAAAUAUAGUAAAUGAGGAAAUAAACAAAUCAACAUAGAUACAGAUACAUAUUACAUACAAAUAAAUGAUCACACAUUCACUCACGUUCAAGUUCUAUCGUAUCAAUAUAACAAACAAAACAAAAUUUUAAACAAAAUAAAGAAAAAUUAAACAAAAUUAUUAUCUUAAAGAAAAUAUGUAUAGAAAACCAUAAAAAUAAAACAAAACAAAUUUAAGUUCAUGUUCUUGUUAUUGUUGUUAUAUUUUAUAUUUUACUUGUUGGCUUAAUUCGUAUACAAAAAAAAAACUAUAAACUAAAAUUUUUACUUUAUUAAGGAGGUCCAGUUUUUUCGGAGACAAUGAGACUAUAUUCGUAAAAAAGUAAAAAUGAAUGAGGAAUUUAUUUAGAGAUAUUCGAUUCUGUCGGAAGAUUCUUUCCGAUGUGUUUUUCAUAUUUUCUUUAAAUGAUCUUUAAAAGACCUAUAGAAUAUUAUCAAAAUUCCAUUCGUUAUAGAAAAAAUUUAAGUUUUUGAAGAAAAUUUUAAUUCUGACAAUAGAGGGAGCUUCGACAACAUUCAUUUACUGCAGUGGACCUGUUUGACUUUAUUGAGAACAAAAUAAUUCCUUUGAAAAACUAAAAUUUAACACAGAACUUAGAAGAUAUUGUUACAUUGUUUUGCUUAGUACUAAGUAUUCCGGAACAUUCGGUUUAUUGCGAAAAAAAAGUGAUUACAUUGAGGCAUCAGGUUCUUUAAUUUCCAGAACAUUUAGUUUAUUGAGAAAAAAAUUGAGUGCAUUGAGACAUCAGGUUUAUUCAUUUUCAGAACAUUUGGUUUAUUGAGAAAAAAAUUGAUUGAAUUGAGUUUCUUUCAAUUUCGGAACAUUUGGUUUAUUGA